Messenger RNA from Magallana angulata, 1470 nucleotides. RefSeq lists its product as uncharacterized. The coding region runs from base 160 to 1431 and encodes 423 amino acids. The record is from RefSeq and is a predicted model, not a curated record. The transcript is spliced from 6 exons. NCBI's taxonomy places the organism in Eukaryota, Metazoa, Mollusca, Bivalvia, Ostreida, Ostreidae.
GUUGAUUGCAGGCCCGGUGUUUUAUUUGGCAAUUUUCAUAUGAAAGGUGUUUUUUUUUCAAACUUUCUUUAAUAAUAGAGAGAUAAUAUUCCACUCCGCGGAACUGCAGGCCGCCGGAGAUUCUGAAAAACUUUUUUUAAAGUCAAGAGGACGGACAACAUGGACACCUCUGUCUCCCGAUGGAUAAUCUGGAUUUCUUUCCUGUGUCUUGUGCUUCAUUCUACAGAGCUUAACACAACAGCAAGUGCCGGUGAUCUGUCCACGGAAGAGUUACAGAACAUAACCAAAACCAUUGUUAAUGAUGUACAGGCUGGAUCCAUCUUACUAAACCUCCUGAACUCCACAGGGGUGGCCAUUGCCGAACCGCGCCAAGAUCCUGAGGACCCAAAUUGGCAGGUGGUACUCUCGGACACCAAUAUUGCUUUACAAACAUUGGCUCAGCCUAGCGAGAUGAGACUGUCCAAUACCAUUGUACCAUUGCAUGAAGGUGCUCCAUUCUCCACACAGCCUAAACUUCAAAUAUAUGAUAGCAGCGGAAAUGUUAUUGAUAAGCUGGGAACCAAUACAAAUCCAUGGCAGAUCACAGCAUCCAUUGUUAGUGGCACCGGUCAUGCAGCUGGUCAGCUGACUGGGACCACCACUGUCCCAUACCAAUACGGCUUGGCAAACUUCACAGACUUGGCCAUUAGUCAUUUCGGGGAUGAUUAUGGCCUGAAUUUUACAGUUACAUAUCCAGUUGGUGUAAAUUUGUUCACUUUGACCAACUUUUCGCUAACAAGACGGCCUCUCAAGGUCAAUGCCAUGAGCAUUCCAACUACCGUUGUGGCAAAUUCCAGUAUUUCUCUUAUGAUCAAGCUGGAAGAUGCAGUUACAAGCCAAAUUAUUGAGCAAACUCACUGGCGGAUAACUGACUGGGAAGUGUGUGUUACAUUGGAUGGAUUGGAGUUCUACAAAGGAAAGCAAUUUGGAGAACUCAACACAAAAUUCAAUGCUACCACGGGUCUGGCUACUUUGUCCGACAUCAGAUUCACUGAACCAGGCAUGGUGAUCCUGAAGAUAGGCGUGACCUCUGUUCCUGCUGAAUAUUCAUUAGAAACUCAGCUCCUGAUCAAUAUUCGCAGAGCAGAUCUGUAUGCCUCCUCCCGCAAUAGCAGCACCCAGAUGCUGCUGAGAUUUGAAGCCUACUACAACUCCAUUGUUGCAGCCGGUUACCAACUACCGUUCGAGACUGUGAUCGGGAACUUUCUGAUCAGGCGUUAUCCAGAUAUUGAUCUGGAUUCUGUCCAGAUCGAUAGUGGAGGCGUAACAAUCACGUAUCAAAUCACAUCGGGAGGAUCCCUCCAAACAAACGGCACACUGAUCUUGUGUGAUGCUUUGGACGACGGAACUAGUGAAAUUUUUGGAUUGUUGAAUUUUAUUACUUUAAAUUAACUCCCCAGCUGAGCUUUGUUGAUAAAAAUUUCUCCAACG